Molecule: messenger RNA, 1160 nt
Organism: Arvicola amphibius (Eurasian water vole)
Lineage: Eukaryota; Metazoa; Chordata; Mammalia; Rodentia; Cricetidae
Gene: Pih1d1
Product: PIH1 domain containing 1
Exons: 10
Coding region: 238-1080 (280 amino acids)
Biological process (GO): box C/D snoRNP assembly; rRNA processing
Cellular component (GO): ribonucleoprotein complex; R2TP complex; cytoplasm
Source: RefSeq, a predicted model, not a curated record
CAGAGGACGACGGGAACCCGCGCGCCAAAUGCAGCCCGUAAACCUGAACUAGGGAGUAGACGGCCGCCGCCGGGCAAGCUCUCACCAGUGCGCAUGCGUGGCUCUCCGGCACCGGUCCGUACUCCAGUGUCGUGAAAAUCUCGCGGGUGCAGGGUCGGACACGCGUCGCCGCCAUCGCUCGCCGAACGCCUUCCGCGAAGGACUGCCUGACGAAGGACCUUGGGAACGUGGAGGGCCAUGGCGGAGUCGAAGCUUCUGGCACCAGAGCUAAGCGAUGCAGAGUCGAUGGGUGAUGAGACCGUGCGGUUUCAGGAGCUGCUACUGCAGGCUUCCAAAGAGCUCCAGCAAGCCCAGACGGAAAGGUCAGAAUCUACACAGAUCCGGCCCCAGCCUGGUUUCUGCAUAAAGACCAACUCAUCGGAAGGAAAGGUUUUCAUCAACAUCUGCCACUCUCCCUCCAUCCCUCCCCCCGUGGACGUGACUGAGGACGAACUGCUUCAGAUGCUGGAGGAGGACCAAGCUGGCUUCCGAAUCCCCAUGAGCCUGGGAGAGCCACAUGCUGAGCUGGAUGCAAAAGGCCAGGGCUGUACUGCCUAUGAUGUUGCCGUCAACAGCAACUUCUACCUGAGGAUGCAGAACAGUGAUUUCUUGCGGGAGCUGGUGGUCACCAUUGCCAGGGAGGGCCUUGAGGACAAGUAUGGUUUACAGCUAAACCCAGAAUGGCGCAUGCUGAAGUACCGGCCUUUCCUGGGCUCCAUCUCUCAGCAGAACAUCCGCUCUCAGCAACGCCCUCGGAUCCAGGAGCUGGGGACCCUUGAGGGCCCAGAACGGCCUCACCUGAACCUUUGGUUGGAAGCCCCUGACCUCCUCUUGGCUGAAGUUGACCUCCCAAAGUUGGACGGAGCUCAAGGGCUGACCCUGGAGAUUGGAGAGAGUCACCUGGUGAUGGGAGGCUCCCAGCAACUGUACCGCCUCAAUGCCUCCAUUCCCCUGCGGAUCAACCCUGAGGCAAGCAGGGCUGCUUUCCACCACCGGAGAAAGCAGCUGAUGGUGUUCUUGCCCCUCCUGUCAGUGUCUUGACUAGAAUCUCCUUGUAUCUCCAGAGGUGGAGAACAUGUUGGUGUCUUCUCUAAAUGUGAAGUAAACAGUCUUUCCGGUUC